AUGACUAAAAGUAACGGAGAAGAUCCAAGAUCUGGAAAUAGGAUGGAGCGCUUUCAGCAAGGAGUACGGAAACGUACACUCCUGGCAAAAAAGAAGGUGCAGAGCAUAACUAAGGAUGAUGUUAAAGGUUACCUAGUGAGGAAUGCCUUUGUGCUCUUCACCGUCACUGGUGUCAUUGUUGGCACUAUCCUUGGAUUUGGUCUCCGACCAUACAAAAUGACCUACCGGGAAGUCAAGUACUUUUCCUUUCCAGGAGAACUACUGAUGAGAAUGUUGCAGAUGUUGGUCCUACCACUCAUCGUAUCCAGUUUGGUUACAGGAACGGCUGCCCUGGAUAAUAAAGCAUCAGGGAAGAUGGGAAUGCGAGCAAUAGUCUACUACAUGACUACUACUAUCAUUGCUGUAAUUAUUGGUAUAAUCAUUGUGGUCAUCAUCCACCCUGGGAAAGGUACAAAGGAAAAUAUGCACAGAGAAGGCAAAAUUAUGAAAGUGACAGCAGCAGAUGCCUUUCUUGAUUUAAUCAGAAACAUGUUCCCUCCAAACUUGGUGGAAGCCUGCUUUAAACAGUUCAAAACGAACUAUGACAAGAGAAUGUUUAGAGUAGCAAUUCCACCCAAUGAAACAUCCGUUGUGGCUUCCGUAAUAAACAAUGUAUCAGAGGCAAUGGAAACCCUAACUCGAAUGAAGGAGGAGGUGAUCCCUGUUCCAGGUGCCGUCAAUGGAGUGAAUGCAUUGGGACUGGUGGUCUUCUCAAUAAGCUUCGGAUUGGUGAUUGGGAACAUGAAGGAGCAAGGGCAGCCAUUAAGACACUUCUUUGAUAGCCUUAAUGAAGCUAUCAUGAGAUUGGUAGCUCUAAUCAUGUGGUAUGCCCCACUUGGUAUCCUGUUCUUGAUUGCUGGGAAAAUUGUUGAGAUGGAAGAUAUGGGUGUGAUUGGUGGACAGCUUGCCAUGUACACUGUAACAGUUAUCAUUGGUUUGCUCAUUCAUGCUAUUAUUGUUCUACCACUACUCUACUUCCUGGUUGUUCGUAAGAACCCUUGGGUAUUUAUUGGAGGACUUCUGCAGGCACUGAUCACAGCUUUGGGAACAUCUUCAAGUUCUGCCACCCUACCCAUAACAUUUAAAUGUCUGGAAGAGAAUAAUGGAGUGGACAAGCGUAUUACAAGAUUUGUGCUCCCAGUGGGUGCUACAAUUAACAUGGAUGGGACUGCUUUAUAUGAGGCUUUGGCUGCAAUUUUCAUCGCACAAGUUAACAACUUUGAACUGAACUUUGGGCAGAUUAUCACAAUCAGCAUCACAGCUACAGCUGCCAGUAUUGGCGCUGCAGGAAUUCCUCAGGCUGGACUGGUCACCAUGGUCAUUGUGUUGACAUCUGUUGGUUUGCCUACAGAGGACAUCACUCUUAUCAUUGCAGUGGACUGGUUCUUGGACCGUCUCCGUACCACUACAAAUGUCUUGGGUGACUCCAUUGGUGCAGGGAUUGUUGAACAUUUGUCACGGAAUGAGCUGAAGAGCAGGGAUGCUGAGAUGGGUAAUUCUGUGAUAGAGGAAAACGAAAUGAAAAAACCAUACCAAUUGAUCUCACAGGAAAAUGAGAGCGUAAAACCAUUAGACAGUGAAACCAAGAUGUAGGAUAGAUCAGGCAUGAGUCCAACACUAGAAGUGUGGGAAAUAUACUUUCUACAACCAUUUAUAUCUUGUUUUCAAGAAGUCCAUUUAUAUCUUGCUUUCUCCCAUAUGAUAGCAUUGGAACAGAGUUAAUCAAAAACA
Messenger RNA from Terrapene triunguis (Three-toed box turtle), 1770 nucleotides. It is a transcript of the gene SLC1A3, whose product is annotated as solute carrier family 1 member 3. Lineage: Eukaryota; Metazoa; Chordata; Testudines; Emydidae. Gene Ontology annotation, molecular function: neutral L-amino acid transmembrane transporter activity; glutamate:sodium symporter activity; L-glutamate transmembrane transporter activity. The transcript has 9 exons. The coding region runs from base 1 to 1632 and encodes 543 amino acids. The record is from RefSeq and is a predicted model, not a curated record. Gene Ontology annotation, biological process: L-aspartate import across plasma membrane; L-glutamate import across plasma membrane; D-aspartate import across plasma membrane. Gene Ontology annotation, cellular component: plasma membrane.